AUGUUGGGAGCUGGCCAGCGGGUUGGGGUCCAGUUUAAAGCCAAUUCAAAACGAGGUAGCAGCGCAAUCUGCCGGCAUCUUCUUUCGCCCGACUUGCUGCGGCUGGGUCCGAGCGCCGGCUCCCCGACCAUAUUCCGGCCGCUCCGCCACCUCCGUUCCCGGCCGAAAUUUGAAAAAGGAAAAAAACGACGCCAUCGACUGGAGGACCCCGCCAGCCAGGACUGGUCACCCGCAGAGGAGGAGGAGAAGGAGCAGGACGACGACAACGACGAAGCGGGUGGCGGCGCUGGCGCCAGGGACCGGCGUCCCUCCUUGGCGCGCCGGCGGCCCGGGCGCGAUCCUCGAGCUGGGGCCAAGCAGCCGCCGCCCCCAGGGGUCUUGCCCGCGUCCAGUUCCGUCCCUGCACCCCCGCCCCUGUCGCACCGGGAGCUCAGCCACAGAUGUCCAGCCACAAUUCUCGGUUGGCCGCAGACUCGUACAAGAAUUGCGUUUGGACAAUCAGUGGCGAAGCCCCUGAGUUCGGGGCCCGGUCUCCUGCGAGGUUCCACUUCGCUCCUUCGGAAGCUCAGGACAGGAGAUCUGCGGAGCUGCGCAUCCAGCCGCCUCGCGGACCUCGGCAGUGGCGCCCAUCCCGCGGUAAGGUGGACGAGCAGGCACGCGGGCCGACCCGGCGUGGGGAUCCCCAUCGUCCUGGCGUGGGUCUCCUUCGGUCGCGGCCCAGGGUCCCUAGAGUAGCCCGCGUUGGGUCUCGGCUUCGCCCCAGUCAGGAGAAUCUCCUCUGUCAGGCCCGGGGAACCCCGACUCCCUUUCCCCGCCCCCAGCCGGGGCUCCUCGGGCUCGCCGGGAAUCUGGAAAGCAGGAGCCCGCGGCCGGUGGCAU
This is a messenger RNA of Condylura cristata (star-nosed mole), 879 nucleotides long. RefSeq lists its product as uncharacterized. The coding region runs from base 1 to 735 and encodes 244 amino acids. Lineage: Eukaryota; Metazoa; Chordata; Mammalia; Eulipotyphla; Talpidae. The record is from RefSeq and is a predicted model, not a curated record. The transcript has 2 exons.